Zea mays is the source of this 1720-nucleotide messenger RNA. RefSeq lists its product as uncharacterized. The record is from RefSeq and is marked validated. The transcript has a single exon. The coding region runs from base 210 to 1571 and encodes 453 amino acids. Gene Ontology annotation, molecular function: pectate lyase activity. NCBI's taxonomy places the organism in Eukaryota, Viridiplantae, Streptophyta, Magnoliopsida, Poales, Poaceae.
CUCCACUGCGCCGGCUCCCUCCACCUCGCUCAUGUCCGCUCACCGGGGCGGGCUCAGCAUCCUUUCGAAGAAGUAACACUUCUCCGUGAGGCCUGAGCCCCUCGCCGCGGUGAGCCAAGCCGGCGCACGUCGCCCCGGGGCUCACGCUCACCACCGAGCCCCAACCAAUUAAUAAUAUAUAUAUAUAGCUAGGAUCGAUCGUCAGUAAAAUGGCAGGCUCCGCCGUCCUGAGGAGCCCCCUGUCCGUCCUCCUCUACAUCCUCGCCGCCGUGCCCGCCACCGCCGCGGCGACGCCGACCGACGCCGCCAUCGACGAGGCGUACGCGCAUCUCGUCAACCUCACCGCUAACCAGGAGUACUGGGCGGAGCGCGCGGAGGCGGCGCACGCGUACAACCGCGCGGCGUACCAGACCGACCCCGUGGCCGUCGUGCAGCGCUUCAACGACGGCGUGCACAGGGCGACGGCGACGCGGUCGCGGUCCCUGGCGCACAGGGCGCGGGGCCCCUGCACGGCGACCAACCCCAUCGACCAGUGCUGGCGGUGCCGCCGCGACUGGGCCCGCGACCGCAAGCGCCUGGCCAGGUGCGCCAUGGGCUUCGGCCACAGGACCACCGGCGGGCUGGCCGGCAAGUUCUACGUGGUGAUUGACCCCAGCGACGACGCCGCCGACCUCGUCACCCCCAGGAAGGGCACGCUCCGGCACGCCGUGACCCGGGCCCGGGCGCUGUGGAUCACCUUCGCGCGCGACAUGGUGAUCGAGCUCUGCCAGGAGCUCAUCGUGAGCAGCGACAAGACCAUCGACGGGCGCGGAGCGCAGGUGCACAUCGUGGGCGCGCAGAUCACGCUGCAGAACGUGCGCAACGUGAUCCUCCACAACCUGCACGUCCACGACGCCGCGGCGCACGGCGGCGGCGCGAUCCGGGACUCGCAGCACCACUGGGGCGUGCGCGGGGAGAGCGACGGCGACGGCGUCUCCGUGAUGGGGUCCAGCGAUAUCUGGAUCGACCACCUGUCCAUGAGCAGCUGCGCGGACGGGCUGGUGGACGCGGUGGACGGCUCCACCGCCAUCACCGUCUCCAACGGCCACUUCACGAGGCACGACCACGUUAUGCUGUUCGGGGCCAGCGACGCCGCGUCCAAGGACAGGGAGAUGCAGGUCACCGUCGCCUUCAACCACUUCGGCAAGGGGCUGGUGCAGCGGAUGCCGCGCUGCCGUCACGGCUUCUUCCACGUGGUGAACAACGACUACACGCACUGGCUCAUGUACGCCAUCGGCGGCAGCCGGAACCCCACCAUCAUCAGCCAGGGCAACCGCUUCCGCGCCGUCGACGACAGCAGGUUCAAGGAGGUGACCAAGCGGGAGUACACGCAGUACAGCGAGUACAAGAACUGGGUGUGGAAGUCGCAGGACGACCUGUUCCUCAACGGCGCCUUCUUCAACCAGUCCGGCGGCCAGAACGAGCGCAAGUACGACAGGCUCGACCUCAUCCAGGCCAAGGGCGGCCAGUACGCCGAGUCGCUCACCAGGUACGCCGGCGCGCUCAACUGCCGCGUCGGCAGGAAGUGCUAGUGCGUGUGCAGCUCUAGGCUGCAGCUUUCAUCAUUGGCGAUCGAUCGUAACAAUGCAAGGUUGUGUUGUAUAUAACUCUUGUGUUUGGAAUGCCGCCCGUAAUUAAUGGUCAACUCUAACACUGCUUGCCUUUGCCUGCCGGCCAGCAA